Pararge aegeria (speckled wood butterfly) is the source of this 2537-nucleotide messenger RNA. RefSeq names its product arp2/3 complex-activating protein rickA. NCBI's taxonomy places the organism in Eukaryota, Metazoa, Arthropoda, Insecta, Lepidoptera, Nymphalidae. The coding region runs from base 485 to 2272 and encodes 595 amino acids. The record is from RefSeq and is a predicted model, not a curated record. The transcript has 10 exons.
GACAAGACGGCAAGACGGUGCGUUUCACUGGAAACCGUGUUAAAAUUAGAAUAUCCGUUCGGCAGUUCUUACUUCUUAGAUGAAAUGCAUUCAGUUUGAUGUGUGACUGAGAUAUGAGUUGUGGUUUUUUGAUUGUGUUUUGUUUUAAGUUUCUAAUGAUUUAGUGAAGUGCACUGUCAAAUUCUCGAAAGAUUAGAUUUUUUGGGUUUUGUGUUUUAAUGCAAUAGAAAAUUGUGUGUUGGAUGUAGGCUGUUUUAAUGAGUGUACCCGAGUGGUGACUGGUGACACGGUUCAGUGGGAACGUGCGUAUUUUCCUCAUCGUCGGCGAGAACAAAGGGACCUUAUUUGCGGAUUUAUUUAACACUUUCCAACGACCGGAAUACUGCGAAAUAUUAUAUACCAGCCUGUUGAUCUAGACACGUGAACUGUGCGUAUGUGAACGGGACGAUGCGAGAGUUCGCGGCGUAAAAAAACGAAUGCAAAAAUGAUUAAAAGGAACGGUGAUAAUGUAUUUGCGAUCGCGUCGAGCAACAAUCAGUGUCAAGGCGGCCGGAGCGCCGUCUCGCUCUGUCCUGGCGCGGCCACGAGGAUUCCGCGCGCCACUGCCGCCAGGAUGACGCAGCCUGACGCGCAUCAAAACACGAAGGAGGCGAAUAUCGCGCUGUCGACUUACGUGGAAAAGUGGAAGAGCAGAUACGAAGAAGGCGAGAGGAAGCACAAAGCGUACCUCCUCAAGGCCGAAAAAGCCAAGCGCGAGCACGAUGACCUCCAAAGGCGGUACAACAUCGUCACGGAGGAGAGAAACCACUUGGAGGCCGAGCUCAAUGACAGGGAGAAAGAGCUCAACAAGCUGCGGGCCGUUUCCGAGAAGCUGUUCAACGAAUAUCAGCAGCUCAAGAACCAGCACGAUAUCGACUCGGGCGUUAUGCAAAAGGUGAUGCAGCAGGCGGGAGAGUGGUACAAGCAGAACAAACAGCUCAAGCGCAAGAGUACCGCCCUGUUGCACGCCUUGCCCGCUGCGGCUGUUGACAUCGACCUUACGGACGCCACAGAUACAGCAUCAGACGCGAGCAGCAACGAGGAGGUGGAGUUCCUGAAGCGAUGCGUCAGUGAGCUGAGCGCCCAAGUGGCGGCGCUGCAGACCGAGGCCAGCGCGGCGCGACUGCACGAGUUCGAGGCACACGAGGUCAACGUUCAGAUCACCCAGGACCUAGAAAUAGAGCGGGAGAAAUGCAGCAAGCAAGAGAAGGAGCUGCAAGACCUGAGGAAUCAGCUAGAGAGGCACAACCGGGUGUCGAAACUGCUGAUGGAGGAAAUGGGUGCUUUAAAGAACCACGCGGAUAAAGACAGAGAGAUGGCUGAAACCUACAAGUCGGAAGCCCGCGACGCCAAGAAGCGUGUAAAGGUGCUCGCCCACCAGAGCGCGUUGCUGAUGGGAGAGCUGGAGGUUGACGAGCGGCUCGGGCUUCUGCUGGGGGAGGUAGACAGCCUGCGGGAUGCCCUGGAACAGCAGGUCGUGCGCCACAAGGAGCAGGUUGAGGAGUUACAGCUCAAACUAGCAGAGAAGCACGAAGAGACAGACAUACUUCUAUGGGAGGAGAAGAUUAAACUUGCGGAGGAAGACGCGCAGAAGGCACUAGAACGCGCCGAGAGAGCGGAGAAGAAACUCGCAGAAAUAGAUAGAAGUCGACCGCCGAAGAAAUCUAACCUCAUGUCAAGGAUUAGUUACUUUGAAAACGGUGGAGCAGAGAAAAGAGAAGAGAAGGUCCAAGAAGAAUUAAUUAAAGAAAUUAUUAAAGAAGAAACGAUUGAACCACCACACGAGAAACAAGAAGACAAACCACCAGGUAAACCUCCCACCCAGCAAACCCCACCAAGAUCUCCAACACCGCCUCCCAUCCCGCCACCUCCCCCCACAAACGCGCCACCCCCGCCGCCACCUCCAAUGUUACCACCGCCGCCACCGCCCCCGCCGCCACCUCCUCCCCCGAUGGAGUUCAAGCCCGCCAGCACUGUGGAGGAUAUGGCGGAUAUGCUGGCGAACAAGGGAGCCGCUUUGAAGAAGACCAAACAAAAUGGCGGUGGCGCCAUCGACGCGAUAGUGGACCAAAUCAAAGGCGGCAAGUUCCAGCUGAAGCCCAGAGAGCAGAACUUUCUGGAGAAGAAGCCCAAAGACGAGCAGCCGGAGGCGGUGAAGGAGAUGUUACAGAUCCUGGGCACGUUGCGCAAGCGGCGCGUCACACGCCCGCCGCCCAGCGAGCAGGAAGCCUGAGCGUGAACCUACUCCUCACGGCUUCUGCGCCCCUAGUCCUCGCUCGCGCCUCAAGUCCAAGUCAAGGUCAAAUAUUCCCCUAUCCAAUUACCCCUGUGCGCUGGUAAGUGAGGCGUCUCGGAUUCGGUCCCUGGUAGGGGCAUGGCAAAUUUACAAAUGCGCGAGAUUCUAAAUAUUCGAUAGCGUAAAAGUUAACUGCGAUUUGUAUUUAAUUCAAAAAGCGCCAUCUAGUUUCGUUACUGCGAAUCAAAAAAGCGCCAUCUAG